This is a messenger RNA of Zonotrichia leucophrys gambelii, 2433 nucleotides long. It is a transcript of the gene CFAP100, whose product is annotated as cilia and flagella associated protein 100. The record is from RefSeq and is a predicted model, not a curated record. The coding region runs from base 216 to 1862 and encodes 548 amino acids. NCBI's taxonomy places the organism in Eukaryota, Metazoa, Chordata, Aves, Passeriformes, Passerellidae. The transcript is spliced from 15 exons.
CAGCGGCGGCUGCGCUGCCCCGGCCCCGCUCCGAGCGCCACAGCCCGGCCCGAGCCGGGGACAGCGCUGGGGGACACCGCUGGGUGAGAGGGACAGCCCUGGGUGAGACGGACGGCCCUGCGUGAGAGGGACAGCCCUGGGUGAUACCCCUGGGGUCAAAGACACCAUCCUGACAUACAGCAUCAACAACUAAAAGUCUCUCUUCCAAACUUGAGAUGGAAACUCACCUUGUGUCAGAAAGCACAAAAGAGGAUGAAAAAAAGCCAAUGAAAAAUCCAUUUAAGCUCCCAACAGACACUGAACUUUUCUCAAUGAGAGACAAGGAAAUUAAGAAGGCACAGGAGGAACGUGAAAAGAGGAAGACCAUGAAAGUCCAUGAGAAAACUACUUACUCCACUAAAAUGAAGGCAAAAAGUGGGUUGAGGAAAGCUUUGAAAAGGGAGGAAGAAGAGGAGAGCAGAAAAGAGGCGACCAGUGAAGAGAGACUGAAAUACCUGCAGGAGAUGCUUUCGCGGAAGUUGGCCAUGAAAAAAGAUUAUAAAUUCGACAGGGAGACCUUCCAUGGCUACCUACAGGACAGAAAACAGAUCUUUUUUCUUGAGCACACCAUUGCAGUAAAGAGAGGGGAGAUUGAAAAGAUGGAGAACAUAACAAAGGAUGAGGAAAGAAAGCUGGAAAAGGCUGAGAGAAGGAUGGAGAAGGACGCUGCCAUGUUUGAUGCCUUCCUGAAGGAGAACCACAAUAACUCUGUUGAAGCACUGAGAAGAGCCAAAAGAGAAACCUCAGCAAAGACGAAGAAAAUAACAGAGAUCCAGGGACUCACAACUGAAAUAAAGAAAAUCCAAAGUGACAUCUCCAGAUUUGAGGACACCCUGCAGGAGUACAAGAUGUACAGGGACAUUCUCUACCAGCUAUCUCCAAAAGAGUGGCAGGAGGAGCACAGAAAAAGACACAAAAAGGAAAAGGAUAAGGAAACAGAACCCAGGAAUGAAGGAAGGGCUUCACCUCCCUCCAGCACAGAGCAGGAGCAGGGUCCCAGUGGCCACAGUGUCACUUUCACGGAUAUUCCGAGCUCCCUGCUGUUCUCAGAGAGUUUGGAUUUCAGGGCACGCGAUCUCAGGCCACAGCUUAAACACUUCCUGCAGCCUCUUCUGUCAAGAGACCUAAGUUCACUGGAGGAUGCAGAGAGUGAAGUCAGCUCGGAUGAAGAUGAGGAGCCCGAGCUCUACUUCACUGAUCCUGAACAAUUGCUUAAUACUUUCAUGGAGAUGCUGGAUGAGAACUUAUCCUUUGUCCUGAACUCCCAGGAUAUUGCAGAGAGCUGGAACAAGGUCCAGCAGACUUUCAUCAGCACACGUGAAAGCAUGGAGAAGGAGCUGGCAGCGCUGAAAGAGCAGGUGAGCACCCUGCGAGCCUCCGUGGCCAAGGAAGAGGAGAAAGUAGCCGAGCUGAAGCUUAAAGUUCAGCUCUUUUCCCCUGCAGAACACGAAGGUGAUGACCAGGACAAAGUGCUCAUAAGCCUGAACAAGAAGGUGCAGGAAGUUUAUUUCCAGUGCACUGGAGACAAUGAGGCAAACCUGCCAACAGUAGAGAUGUUAAAGGUCAUAGAAAAACAGCUCAUUGAUUUACUGGACAGCGUGGAGAGAAUCCCAGCAGCAAAGAUAGAAAAGGCUGUGAAAGACAUAAGAAGGGAACAGAGAGCAAGGCUCAGAGAGGAAAAGCAGAAACAAGCAAGGCAUCAGCAGGAUGAAGGAUUGAAAAGGGAUAUGGAAAAAUCACAGGUACCUGAAGAAAAUAAGAACAAGAAAGUGGCCUUCCCUUCCAACCCAUCUGCCAGGAAGAACAGCCAAGGAAAUAGAUAAGGAAGAACAAUUGUAUUAUUUUUCCUGAUGGCACAGCCUUAACCACAGCUUACAGGGCUGAUGCUGUUCUAGAAGUCUUUUCUAGCUCUACAAUCUGUCAGUCUUUGCUCAGCUGAACUUUACUGUCCCAUGAAAUUUCCUUCUCCUACCCUAAGAUUCCAGGGAAAGUCUGCAACCCCUUUUCCCCCCUCCUUUGGUAUUUUGCCUAAGAAAAUAAAUAAAAAAAUCUCUCAUUUUGCUUCUCAAGCUCCUGCUAAGCACCAGUUCUUUUCUCAUUCAGUUUUUGAUGCCAAUAGCACUACCUGUACAAACCUGAGCAGUGAGAUCUAUGACAGCCCUAGGUGACAAUCUUUGUUAAGGCACAGCCAAGGCAGGUACCUCAUAGAUAUUUAUGAUAAUCACAGGUCUUCUGAAGGACUGUAAAAGCCAUUAUAGACUCUACCCCACUAUAGUGGAGAAUACACAACUGAAGGAAAACCACAAGCUCUCUGCAGAAAUCAAGCUGCCAGUAAUUAGCUUUGUGUCAGAUGCAUCCAUGCAAAGAACAAUACCCAGUGACAAAGUGACCAUA